Messenger RNA from Neurospora tetraspora, 1126 nucleotides. Its product is annotated as calponin domain-containing protein. Gene Ontology annotation, biological process: regulation of microtubule polymerization or depolymerization; protein localization to microtubule; spindle assembly. The coding region runs from base 86 to 832 and encodes 248 amino acids. The record is from RefSeq and is a predicted model, not a curated record. Gene Ontology annotation, molecular function: microtubule plus-end binding. Lineage: Eukaryota; Fungi; Ascomycota; Sordariomycetes; Sordariales; Sordariaceae. Gene Ontology annotation, cellular component: microtubule plus-end; spindle midzone; microtubule organizing center. The transcript is spliced from 4 exons.
UCUUUUCUCACGACCGUCUCUCUCUACUUUCCUCUCUACAACCGCGCCCACUUGUUGUUUGCGAACCCCAGACUUGCCGGCCAAAAUGGGUGAAUCACGUCAAGAGCUCCUUCAAUGGAUUAACAGCCUUCUGCAACUCAACCUGACCAAGGUUGAGCAGUGCGGUACUGGCGCCGCCCUUUGCCAGGUCUACGACAGCAUCUUCGGCGAUGUUCCCAUGUCCCGUGUCAAGUUCAACGUGACCUCGGAAUACGCCUACAUCCAGAACUUCAAGAUCCUCCAGACCACCUUCACCAAGCACCAGAUCGAAAAGUCCAUCCCCAUCGAGGCGCUUGUAAAAUGCAAGAUGCAGGACAACCUCGACUUCCUGCAGUGGACCAAGAGGUUCUGGGAUCAAUACUACCCCGGCGGUGAUUACGAUGCUGCUGCCCGUCGCAAGGGUGGCGCUAUGCCUGCCAGCAUGAGCGGUACCUCUCGCGCUUCCGCUGGUUCGGCUGCCGCGAGACGUCCCGGCGGUGCCACUCCCACCGGUGGUCCCCGUGUCGCUGCCAGAGCCCCCGCUGCUAGCUCCGCCGCCACCCAGGCUCUCCAGCAGGAGGUCGCGACUCUCAAGGAGGCCGUCGGCGGCCUGGAGCGCGAGCGCGACUUCUACUUCCACAAGUUGCGCGACAUCGAGGUUCUUGUUCAGGGUGCGGUCGAGGAGGACCCCGAGCUCGAGAAGCAGGAGGACGGUCUCAUCAAGGCCAUCCAGGCUAUCCUCUACUCGACCGAGGAGGGCUUCGAGAUUCCUGAGGCCGACGCCGACGCCGCCGACGAUCAGGAAACCUUCUAAACAUAUCACACAUUGGUUUAACGACUAUGGCGUCAACUGCGACGCGACCUGCUCACUGAGAUAGGCUGAGAGCAGCGCCGCGCAGUUUGGAGAUGGGUUGCGCAGAGGCAGAAGUAUUAAUGGUGUUGUUAUUUGGCUCGGGAUCACGCAUUGCGGACUACAAGGGUUGCUAUUCUGUUGCUAUUGUUGGUGGGCACAUUGCGUGGUGUAUCAGGGAAAGGGGGCGGGUCUGAUACUAGUGGGCUCUCUUUAAGCAUAACAAAGGGACCCUUUUUUAUACAUUUGGGACGGACA